Messenger RNA from Hyalella azteca, 3358 nucleotides. Its product is annotated as ATP-sensitive inward rectifier potassium channel 1. Gene Ontology annotation, biological process: potassium ion import across plasma membrane; regulation of monoatomic ion transmembrane transport. Gene Ontology annotation, cellular component: plasma membrane. Lineage: Eukaryota; Metazoa; Arthropoda; Malacostraca; Amphipoda; Hyalellidae. The record is from RefSeq and is a predicted model, not a curated record. Gene Ontology annotation, molecular function: inward rectifier potassium channel activity.
UGCCUGCUGUGUGAGGUGGUUAGACUACGUGCGCUCCGAGCUCCAUGACAGAACCUAAUGGCUAUUUUUACUGAUCAUUAUGAACGUUCAAGAAGGUUGAUUAUGCACAGUACUUUUUUGAAAUUAUAGUUUCCAUUACAGGUUCCGUUAAAUUGCAAACAUCGUAUUUGAUCCAUAAAUGAACUGCAAGGGAGGAAAAUUAGGCGAUUUGAUAACAGAAUUUAGAUGGUUUUACUUCGGUUUGCUUCUAUAGGAAACUUUAUCUGUUGUAUAGAAUUGGAAAGGCAAUUGUAUUUUAUAUUCCUUGCCUACUCUAUACUUUAGCCUUUCUGUUGUCUUUUUGAACUGAAAUAAGUCACGUCGAAAGUGUCAUUAAAUUAAAAUCUACAUCGAUCCAUUCCGUCUUACAUUGAAAAAUUCGGUGAAACAAUUCAGGUGCCUAGGUGACUAGAGUUACAGAGAACAUAGUCAUACAUUAUUUGUUCUGGAUAAUAGUAAAUUGAAGUAUUAUUUGAAAUCAGAAGAAAAUGAACGAAAAACAGAAAGCGAGUCGCCACUCGACUGAUAACUUGGACAAGAUGAAUGUUGCUGCCUCCGAGAGAAGGCACACGUUACUGGGGGACAUGGAGCCUGUCAUCCUCAGGAACGGAGACUGUAACGUCACCAUGUCGAGCGUGAAGAAGCAGCGCUCCAGGUAUAUGAUGGACAUGUACACUACCAUUGUAGACGCGCAGUGGAGAUACACUCUUCUGAUUUUCUUCUCCGGCUUCAUAUUAUGGCGUUCAUGGCGGGAGUGGUGUUCGCGAAGCUGACGCGGUCCAAGGCGCGGGCCAACACGCUGCUCUUCUCACGCAAGGCCGUCGUGUGUCUGCGCGACAACAAACUCGUCCUUAUGGUCAAGGUGGCCGACCUCAGGAAGUCUCUGAUCGUCGGCGCAACAGUUAAGGCCAGGCUGAUCAGGAGCCGCACGACGCAGGAAGGCGAGCUCAUCCAGUUCCACAUGAGCAAAGUGAAGGUCGGCAGCGACGACUUCAGUGAAGAUCUUUUCUUCAUCUGGCCCGUGACCAUCGUACACGUCAUCGACGAGGACUCGCCCUUCUACGACAUGGACGCCGCCAGCAUGCUUAAUGAGAAGUUCGAGCUGGUCGUGUACCUGGAAGGAACAUCGGAGAGCACAGGCACGACGAUGCAGGCGCGAUAUUCGUACCGCAACGGAGACGUGCUGUGGGGCCACAGGUUCCAGUCGGCCAUCUCAUACGAUCCCACGGCCCUCAACUACGUCAUCUGCUUCGAAAAGUUCGAGAAAACCGUCAGUGUGGCCACUCCACUGAUCAGUGCACGAAAUUUGGACCUCCUCUGGCAACAUGGCGGCAGUCCACCUCCGCUGAGUGGCGGCGAGCAGCUCGUGAUCUUCGACUCUGCCGUAUUUAACCCUAACAACGUCGUCCUCAACGACGUCCAGGAACCUUUACUGCCGUCGCUGCCUCCUCCUUUGUCCCUCUCGAGCAGUGAAGACUCGUACGGAAGAGAGAACAACAACACAGAAGGUUCUCCAUAAAGCAACAAGCUCCCGGGGCCUGUCUAGUUGGGUGUCCCUGGGACAGCCGUCCAUGGGGUAUCACAGUAUCACUCUAUCCAAAUUGAAGACGAAACUGAUAUUUAGCCAGCUUGGAAGGCGCUUCAUAUUCGCAUUUACACCUUUUUUGUAGCGAUGAAAGGAAAUUUAUAUAAUAUGUCCAAUAAACAGUAAGCUGUCGUUUAUUGGACAUUUUUUGUAUUAAUGCAUCCGGAGAAAAGGUAAUUUGUUUUCUAUAAACUGGUGCUUGGAACGUUAAACGCUACAUUAUUACCAUUCCAAAUGAGCUAUUACGCAGAAGGGCUAUUAUUAUAUUAGUAAUUAAGAGCAAGAUUCUCAUUUGUCGCGUUAUUGUAAAUUAGGUAGACAAUCUCCCGGUUAAACUGUAGUCAGGAACUGAAGAACAUCGUUCAUCUGUAACCCGAAAUUCCAGUCGAAAGUAAUUCAAGACCAUCAACUCACGAUAAUCAUUAUUAUUGCUGUUAUCCUGAACUAAAUGAGUUCAUUUGUCGGGCAAAUGCGCAAUAUAUCUCCACACCACCAGUUUAAGGUUUUCCUCUCUUACGAUGAUGUUUUACUAGGUGAGAGUACACUUUAUAACCCAACAAUCAAACGCUUCUCAACUGACAAUACUUGGUGAUUUCUGCCUGGUCAGUACAAAAUAUCUGCCCAUGCUGAGUGCAACCUUCUCGUAUGUUAUUUGAUUAUCUGCUGACACCAUGGACAAUGUAAGGUGCACUCAUCACUAUUUACAUACAUGUACCAUCGAGCUCAUGAAGGCCAAUUUUAAUGUGAUUAAUGUGAAUUUUUUUAUCGAUUGAAACCUUAACUCUGCGAAUUGUUAAAGUUAGAGGCAUCCAAGACUAGCCGGGCCAGGCCAUGAACUGUUUGAUAAAUCAUGAAACCGUUUUAUACAUUUUAAUUCAGUAUCUAUGCUUGACUCUGGAAGAAUUUUUCAUAGAAAUAUCGGGCGAUGGGGAGAGCCACCACUGUUGUGCGUCAAAUUUUAGUUAUUUUACUUAUGUUAUGUUUAUUGUUUACUUAUGUCUUAGGAUGUAACUAAGCAGGAACGGUAGAGUUCGUAGUAGCUUUUUGUAGCUUUGUCGAGAGAAAGUAUAAAAAAUUGCGUGCAUUCCAGGACAAUGUAUAGAUGACCACCAAAGUAAUCUGUUCCCAAAUCAAUUUAGCGCAAUCGAUCGGUUUUAACAAGUAAUUAAAGCGUAAGUUAGGUACUGGCGCCUUUUAUGUACAUAAUCCAAAUGUUUAUAUAGUGAGAAGAAUUUGUUAUUGGCUGUAUCGUUGAUGACCUAAUCUUAUCAUAUUUUCAGGAAAUGUUCAUUGCAUUUUAUUUGGUUGAUGGUGAUUCGCACUAUAGGAUAUGUCAGGCAAUAGAUGCCGGGCACCACUGAGAGUGCCAUAGGUUAGUCUAACGAACUGGUACGGAUAGUAUUAUAAGUGGUUAAUGUAUAAACAAUAAAUGUUCACGUUAGAAUUAUUAUUCCCAUUCUAUUGUUCAUAUAAUAUUAUAAAGUAUGCAUGUCAAACAUUAACUGAUGAAACUUGUUUCAACUAACCCAAGUACGCUGACAUAUAUGCCGAGGCUUGUAUCACCUAUAGUCCUAUACCGAGUGUGCUAACAUUAUUGUAUGUGAUGAACGAAACAUGUAUGGAAUUUAUCUCUAUUUUGAUAUGUCAUUCAAGUACUUCAUCAAUAUUUCCUUCAAGUUUCAACACUGGGCAGGGUGGCCCUGUGGUUACAGUUCAGAGUAUCAGGAUUGGAGC